Molecule: messenger RNA, 1235 nt
Organism: Linum trigynum
Lineage: Eukaryota; Viridiplantae; Streptophyta; Magnoliopsida; Malpighiales; Linaceae
Source: the annotation of a GenBank genome assembly
ACCGUCCAAUCAAACGCAUCCAUCUCCUCCCUUGGCUAGCUUACCCCAAAAUUGACGCUCGUUUCUGUCCUCCAGUUUAUCGAUUCGAGAAUCUGAAACAGAAUGAAGCAAUUGCAGGGAGGGGGAAAAAAAGCAAUCACUAUUAGACAAUUAAAAGCAAGGAACCGGAUCGAUAUGGUGACCUCCAGUUUCUUCAUCUUUCUGGUGGUCGUGAUUAUCGUUUCCUGUCUCUUGUUGCAUAAGCUAUAGAGAGUAGCGCGCACGAAAGAAACGAACUCUCUGUGUCAAAUCAAUUAAUUAAAUUAAUCCCUAGCUCGCUCCGAUGGCCGCUGCCGCGGUUUGUAGGCGUCUCGGGAAGCUUGGGUUUGGGAACAACAAUGCCUCCACCAUCAGAAGAGGAUUCAGUUCUGCUCACAGCCAUGGUUUUCCUCUGGAUAGGAACCUGCUCAAUCCCGUCCGCGGUUGCAGGGGAAAUUCCGACCUUGUUAAGGAAACCGGAAAUCACGUCUUCCUCGUCGACACUUUAGCCCUCGCGCGGAGGUUGGAGGCGAGAGGGCUGCCGUUGGACCAGGCAGAGGCGAUCACCGCUGUAAUCACUGAAGUUUUGAACGAUAGCUUGGAAAAUGUGGCCCAAUCAGUCGUAUCCAAGACCGAGAUGGAGAAGAAUGAGAUGAUACAAGAGACCAACCUGUGCAAGUUCAAAUCCGAGAUCCAAAGCAAGCAGGAGCAUCAUUUCUCAUUGUUACAACGCGAGGCGGAGAAGAUGGAGAAUGUGAUUGACAAGACUGCCGAGAAGAUGCAGAAUGAUAUUGACAAGACCCGUACUGACCUCAGGCAUGAAAUAGACAAGGUCAAUGCCGGGCAAAGAUUGGAUUGGAACCUCGAGAAAGGGAGGAUAAGAGACGAGUUAACUCAGCAAAAAGCCGACACCACUCACCUGGAGAACAAACUCGAUAGAGAGACGCAUGCUUUAAGGGCCCAACUGGAAGCAGCAAAGUAUGAUGUUACCAAGUACUUCGUUGCUACUUCCUUCUCCCUUUGUGCGGUUGGCCUUGCUGUGGUUCGCAUCUUCUUGUAGGAAGGCGUCGAAAAUGAAGACAUUACCUCUGAGUAGCUAUCAAUGGCUCUCUUUUGUACAUAUGAUCAGUUUUCGUAAUAUGUUUAUGUAAAAUCAUGACCUAGCUACUCAAUAUUUCUGGUUUUGAUUGCCAACAAAAAAAAGGUAUUGUAUUAAU